AACUCUUAUCCACGAAGGAAAUGCGAAAAGUUUACCUUCAGAUUGUGAUUCCGACACAGAUUGUGAUUUUUGAUGCUAUAUGAGUGAUGACUGAUGACCCAAAUACAAAAGAGGAUCUGGGAAGUGAGAAAACUGCCAAACUCCCAAUUGGGAAUUUGUUCAAUUUCUUUCACUUAUUUUGUUCUGAUUGUGUUUAACAAUGGGGCGUAGGAAGUUGGUGAUAAAGCGAAUCGAGGAUAAGAGCGCUAGACAAGUAACGUUUACGAAGAGAAGAAAUGGAUUGAUAAAGAAGGCGAAAGAGCUUGCUGUUCUCUGCGAUGUUGAUGUUAAUGUUAUUAUCUUCUCCAGCCGAGGAAAGCUCUACCAUUACUGUAGCAGUAACAGCUUGGCAGAUAUCUUGCGACGGUAUCACAGCCCCGUUGAAGCUGAACCAAGUGCCUCUGCAGAGGAACAUUACUCUAACUAUGCAAGUUGCUUGUCAAUUGGAGAGCUUCUGCAUAUAGUGGAAAGGGACCUCAGAGGGCCAGAUAUUGAUAACCUCAGCAUAACUGAUCUUGUGCAUUUGGAGGAACAACUCCAGGCUGCAUUAAUUGGAGCAAGAUCUACAAAGCUUGUGUUGCAAUACUGUACAUUCAUUGAGUUUGUAUAUAUGCAGACGCAUAUUAUGCUACAAUCUAUAACCAGUCUUCAUGAAAAGUCAGGGAUGCUUACCUGGUGUCUUUUUGGGCAGGAAAAGGAGCUCAUAGAAGACAAUAGGCUUCUGGAGGAAAAGUUGAACCGAAUUGCUGAAAACACGAUAGACGUGGGAGCAAAUGAGAAAAUGGAUUUUAAUAACGCUGCUCGCGGCCAAAUGAUACCUGGAGAUCAGCAACAUGGAUUACUUGAUUUGUUCCAAAGUAAUUAAAUCAUGAAAUCGACCUACAGCAGGAUGACUAUAAAGCUCAGCUGAAAAUCAAAUAAAUUUUCAUUAAGACUUUUCUUUGUAUUAAAAGUUGACGUAUAGUCGUUACUGCUUAAAUGUGCCUCUUACCUUUAUUGUUCCAGAUAUGCAUUCGUGCAUUAUGUAAAAUACAAAAUUAGUACAA
This is a messenger RNA of Olea europaea var. sylvestris, 1085 nucleotides long. RefSeq names its product agamous-like MADS-box protein AGL27. The record is from RefSeq and is a predicted model, not a curated record. Gene Ontology annotation, molecular function: DNA-binding transcription factor activity, RNA polymerase II-specific; protein dimerization activity; RNA polymerase II cis-regulatory region sequence-specific DNA binding. The transcript has 7 exons. NCBI's taxonomy places the organism in Eukaryota, Viridiplantae, Streptophyta, Magnoliopsida, Lamiales, Oleaceae. Gene Ontology annotation, biological process: positive regulation of transcription by RNA polymerase II. Gene Ontology annotation, cellular component: nucleus. The coding region runs from base 200 to 904 and encodes 234 amino acids.